Messenger RNA from Megalobrama amblycephala (Wuchang bream), 3889 nucleotides. It is a transcript of the gene celf5a, whose product is annotated as cugbp, Elav-like family member 5a. The coding region runs from base 2303 to 3556 and encodes 417 amino acids. Gene Ontology annotation, molecular function: mRNA binding. Gene Ontology annotation, biological process: mRNA splice site recognition; regulation of alternative mRNA splicing, via spliceosome. The transcript has 12 exons. NCBI's taxonomy places the organism in Eukaryota, Metazoa, Chordata, Actinopteri, Cypriniformes, Xenocyprididae. The record is from RefSeq and is a predicted model, not a curated record. Gene Ontology annotation, cellular component: ribonucleoprotein complex; nucleus; cytoplasm.
UACGUUAUCAAAGAGAUAAUAAUGUGUUGCUAAUGUUACACAAACCAUGCUUCCGUUCACCAUCUCAUUCUGCCUUCUAAAAAUCAGUAGGUCUAUCCUUAGAAAUGCUUUGAACAACUUAGAACAUCAGUGGAGGAAGGCAUAUAGUUCAUCAUAACAUUGUAAUAUACAUCAUAUACAUAAUUGACCCACUAUAUUGCUAAAUGUAUCCGAUUAUUCAUAUCAACAGAACUAUGCUUCACAGCGUAGUUAAUGAUAUGCUAAUGGCUGCCCCGCACAUUGACGGGAUUGGUUACAACAUAUUUGUGAUGUAGAGAAAAAGGGUAAUUUCAAGAGCUUGUGUUUGGUUCACUGCAGUUUUAAGGAGAAAAUAAUCAGCAAUGGUGUUGACUUGUGAAUUUGCACAUGGUUUGUUUUAAAAUCAUACACUACAUACACAUAUAAACAACAUUAAAAACUUUCACCACAGGGGGUCUUUAAAGAAAAAAAAACUAUUAAGUACCAUAAUGAUGUACUGUUACAGUUAAAUUGUACUAAAACGUAAAGUUUUACCAAGUUUUUUUCUUUGGAAGUACCUUUAAGUAUCAUUUAAAUACCAUGGGAUAUGAAUAUGGUAAUCAAACUGUAGUAUGCGCAUAUAAUACAAAAUAAAGUACAAAAAAAUCCCAUGAUAUUUACAUAUAAAAAUUGACAUAUGAAUACUGUGGUAUAUAAAUAUUGUAAAACAAUAGUAUUGCCAAACAUUAUGGCAUAUAACAAAUGAAAAGUUUCAUGUUAUGCAUCCAAUAAGUUGUUGAACAUGCAUUAUUUCAGACAUAAACAGGAAAAGAUAAAUAGAUAUAACCCCCCACACAAUGUACACUGGAUAUAUGCUGGCAGCUUAUUAUAUUUCACUUUAAAAAGGCCACAGACUGCAUGAACCACCCAGUUCACAUAUCCUACAGCUCUCGUCUGUGUUUAAGGGCCGCCUGGUGUCUAAUAACACCACAUUCAUUGUAUGUGGGUGGAUACGCAGUAGUGGCUCCUAAGGGUCAGCUUCCUCCGAGGCUUUAUUUUUGGAUUCUCUGUAGCGUGGCAUCAUAGACUCUAAUUUCACCUGCUUGCCAGCUCCUGUGGUCAUCCAUCCUGGGACCAUCCAUGCUUCAGUGCAGCUCCAUCGUGGCAUUAGGAAGAGCAACAGCCCAUCACAGGGUUUGUCCAAGUCGCUUGGCACUUUCCCAGGAUUCUGCUAUGGAAAAAUGGCAUGCAUAUGAGUUUCCACUCCCUGUCUGCCAGAGCGCUGUUUUCUCCAUGUAGGCGAAAGCUAAUGAGAUGACAAAUGUCGAUACGUUAAUAGCAAAGAAACAAAAUGAGUAAUACUGUAUAUAUUUAAUAUUCUGUCACUAAUCAAUUAUGUGACAUUGAUCUUGCUGUUCUUUGAUUAAAGCACUUUAGAUCAUUCUGGAGAACAUGAUCUUCAAGUUUUACACUACUUGAGUCUUGAGAUGACAUGAAAUCCAUAAGUUUGUGUUGUCAUUAAAACAGAAAAAAUAACCCGAAAUAUAUAUAAAAUUAGUAUAUAAUCGGCCUAUUCAGGUUAAUUUAUUUUAAAAUUCAAAUUUAUAUGUAUAUCGCUUUUCACAAUAGGCCUAAAUAAUGUAACAAUGCAUAUUUUUAAAGCAGCUUCACAGAAAAUUCACGAUUUAAUGUUAGAAGGAAUUAGUCAGAGAUUAGUCAAAUAUAAUAUUAAACAAUAAAUAAUAUAAGAUAAUACACAUUAUGUGGUUGGUAAGCAGCAUUUUUUCAAUUAAGAAGACACAAUGAACAUAUUAGGCAACGAUUUCAGGCGAUUUCACAGCUCUCUAGAAUACUCGGUUCUGAUUGGUCAAUUAUUGGUCGUUUGUGGCACCGCUAUGAGGGUUUGUGAAGUUUGUGUAGCCAUAUAUGAAGCACAGCUCACACAGAGGUCCAUUUUAAACCGAGCAUGACUGGUUUGAAAAUAUUUCUCUCGCGAAAAUUCGACGAAUAACAGUAAACGUGACCGAACUGAAAUCGACGCUACAUUCUUCUUUCUCAUCUCAUAGAUACCAGCACUUGCUUCAAGCUCGUGCUCUCUCGUAAAAACGUAACGGCGCCAUCUUGCUUUCAGUUUUAUACUGUAGUGAAAAUUACCUCAGAGGACUUCAGUAGUAAUAUUACUAUAAACAGCGUUGCAAUGUUCAUCUUUUGCAAGGCGGAGCUGAUGGCUUACUGAGUUUCACGCUUAGAUCUUCACAACCAACAGAGGCAUCGAAUUUGGCACCUAUGAAAGAAAUGCAAAGUGAUGUCACUGCCAGCAUUACCAAUGAGGAUUCAUCUGCUGUGUAAAUACCAUUAUUUGCUCUGUGAUUUCUUGCCAAAGAUGACUCGCCCCAUCCAGGUGAAGCCGGCUGACAGUGAGAGUCGUGGAGACAGGAAGCUGUUCGUCGGGAUGCUGAACAAACAACAGACGGAGGAGGACGUGUACCGUCUUUUUGAACCCUACGGAGUCAUUGAGGAGUGCACUGUGCUAAGAGGUCCGGACGGAAACAGCAAAGGCUGUGCCUUUGUAAAGUUCUCCACACACGCUGAAGCUCAGUCCGCAAUCAGCGCCCUGCACGGCAGUCAAACCAUGCCAACUGGCUCCGAUUCUCUCCUCCCUCAGGGCGCGUCGUCCAGCCUGGUGGUCAAGUUUGCCGACACGGACAAGGAGCGCACCAUCCGUCGCAUGCAGCAGAUGGUGGGCCAGUUUGGCAUCUUCAACCCUGCCAUCGCCCUGCCCUUCAGCACCUACAGCACCUACGCACAUGCGCUGAUGCAGCAGCAGGCGGCCCUCAUGGCUGCCAGUCACGGAGGCUACCUGGCACCCAGCGUGGCCUUUCCCACCACCCAGAUCCACCAGAUGGGGGCGCUCAAUAUCAACAGCCUGCCGCCCACCCCCAUGACCCCGGUGUCGGGUGAGUUUCAUCAGACACUGGCAGGCCUCAGCUCACCGCCUGCCAACAUCACCACAUCAGCCGUCCCCAGCAUUGUCACUCCUAUCGUCAACGGCUUUACCAGCAUCCCUCACCAGCCCAAUGGACACCCUGCAGUCGAGGCUGUGUACACUAACGGAUUGCCCCCUUACUCCACCCAAAGUCCCACGGCUGCGGACACCCUACAGCAGGCCUUCACUGGGGUGCAGCAAUAUACAGCCAUCUACCCUGCGACCACACUGACCCCUAUUGGCCAAAGCUUGCCACAGCCACAACAAGUCAUUCAACAGCAGCAGCAGAGAGAAGGUGAGGGUCCAGAGGGCUGCAACCUCUUCAUCUACCAUCUACCGCAGGAAUUUGGUGACAACGAGCUCAUGCAGAUGUUCCUUCCAUUUGGUACAGUCAUCUCCUCCAAGGUCUUCAUGGAUAGAGCCACCAACCAGAGCAAAUGUUUUGGCUUCGUGAGCUUCGACAACCCAGCAAGUGCACAGGCUGCUAUCCAGGCCAUGAACGGAUUUCAGAUCGGCAUGAAGAGGUUGAAAGUGCAGUUAAAACGGCCGAAGGAUGCGAGCCGCCCGUACUGACAGGGCCCAACCCACACAGGGCUCUCAGUAACAGCACAGGAUUUGAAGAGUGAAAUCUCAAAAGGAAUUUAACUUUUUCUUUCAAAACAAACAAGAACAACAUGAAUGGAUUUUUUUGAAGACAUAUCAGCAUUUAUUUUAUGAAGAUGUUCGGUACAGAGGAGGGUUGCGGGUGAACCGGCACCAGUGGACAAACCACACUCGGCACAGCGCUCGAAAGACAAGAGGAAGAUCUCUCUUAAGACAGAGAACUCAACAUGUCCUGUCUCUCGCUGAGCUUCGAACCGUCAGUCAAGCAACUAACAAAAAGAAAAAAAACAAGCGAGAACAACU